This is a messenger RNA of Linnemannia hyalina, 627 nucleotides long. Lineage: Eukaryota; Fungi; Mortierellomycota; Mortierellomycetes; Mortierellales; Mortierellaceae. The record is from the annotation of a GenBank genome assembly.
AUGACCUCUGCAACUACCAACACAGCGUCAGGAUCCGCACAGUCAAAGAUCGCUUCCUUUUCAGCCGAUCAGAUCGAGCAAUUCCGGCACCAGUAUCCAGACUACGACGAGCAUGAAUCCGAGUUCCCCCUCUGGAUCGAGGGCGUCGAUACAACCUAUGCACCAUUUAUCCCCACUUCCACCCGCCGAGUCUUGGUUGCUCUCGACAUGGUCCGUCUGUCAAGCACCGACAAGGUCCUCGACGUCGGAUCAGGAGACGGCCGGUUCUGUUUCGCAGCAGUCUCGUUCUUUGGCGCUCAAAAGGCACUGGGCAUCGAGUACGAACAGGAUCUGGUCGAAAAGUCUACAGAGUUCGCACAGGACCUUGUCAACCAGGGCAAGAUCUUGUUCCAGAAGGCCGAUCUGACCAACUGGAGGGAUUCGCUGACGAUGCAGUCCAAGGAGUGGACCGUAAUCGUGGUCUUUUUGUCGCCCGAGGGAGGAACUGAUAUGGAAGAGUGGCUCGUUCAGGAGUUUGAGCGCGGUGUCAGGAUCGUUGCCCUGGUGUUUGAUCUCAAGCAUCUCAGGGGUCUUCGCUGCAGUGUCGAGGACACCGAAGAAGGCAUCUGGGUCUAUGAAAAGCAGUAA